GUAGAUCCCAGCAUGCUGUGGCUAUAAAACAGAGCAAAAACACAAGUCAACCCAUUACAAUUUCGAUUUAAUGCACUGCAAAACAUGCUUCUAAAUAUUCUGCGGGCUCCCAACAAAAUUAUUCGUGCCGGGAUGCAGCUGCCACAUGGCCCCACCUCUGCGCCGUGCUGCCGACAGCUCAGUCUCGAACCCACGGUGAGCCAAAUGGUGAGCCAGCUGAGGAGCCAGCUUAAGGAGACGCGGAUAUAUCUACAGGAGCGGUACUUCAUGUGGAAGCUGCGCUACCUGCUGGGGCCGGACUUCAGCAAGGAGGAGUUCCUGGAGGGAACGUAUCAGGCCACCGCUGCGAUGCUGGAGGCGGUGCGUCGCGUCGACUGGCGGAGCAUUCGAAACUUUUGCACGGAGGAGUUCGCCCUCUCCAUGUACAUAAUUGCCCAGCGGGAGAGUGUGUACGCUAAUCUGAUGAGGUUACAGGCCGACGACGUAGAAGUAUCACAGCCCGUGACAUUCAGGAGGAAAAAGGGCCACAAUGGCCGAAGUUUUGUGUACGUGGAGCUGGGGAUUGUGGGAAUGCGCUUUGUGCGCGUCAAGCCGGAUGAGCUGAUGGAGAUUUCGGGCUUGCCACUGACGGUGCCGUCCCACCAACAGAUUCUCUUGGCCACCUUCAAAAUCGCAUUCCGCAAGGAGCUGUCCGGCACAGACGGUAGCUGCCCCAAAGAUGAGGCGUGGCUCUUCAACUCCUUCAGGCUGCGCGACAUGUCAUUGAUGGGCUUCUGCCCCCAAAGUGGCGAAUGCUGGUUCAUUCGUCCCGUCAAACCGUAUUAGAUAUAAUCGAUUUGUGUCUCAGGUGUAACCGGUUUUCUUUUUGUUAAGCAUAACUGCAGUCACGUGCCAGUUCAACGAUCGCCCGAAGACUGUCGACAACAACUCUGAAAUAAUCAACGUUAGCCUCUCGCAAUUCUACCUGUAAUCACGUAUGUUCUCUCAACUGAACUGAAACUGAGAGCUGAGAGUGCUCUGUUCUUCGCUCUUCAAUGAUCGCAAACGAACUAAUCGAAUUCUGGGGCAACGGGCCUCAUUUAUGGCAUUCCGUCGGUAAUCGGUAAUCAGAAAUGUUUCAAAUUGUUGUGAAUUUGUACUUUACAUUGCAAAGUGUAAAGAUAGUAUAUAAAUACCUUCCAAGACAUGCACGAGUCCGCCAAUCCAUAUGAUUUAUGGCUGUACCCCAAUGGAUAGGGAAAAUCGAAUACAAAGUAUUCAUAUCGAAUACAAACUGAAGUCAAACUCGCAUGCAAGUUUUAGUCUUUAAUUGUCUGCACAGAAUAAAUCAAAAGAAUAAAGAAUUUUAA
This is a messenger RNA of Drosophila guanche, 1349 nucleotides long. RefSeq lists its product as uncharacterized. Gene Ontology annotation, biological process: inner mitochondrial membrane organization; protein insertion into mitochondrial inner membrane from matrix. Gene Ontology annotation, molecular function: ribosome binding. The transcript has a single exon. Gene Ontology annotation, cellular component: mitochondrial inner membrane. The record is from RefSeq and is a predicted model, not a curated record. NCBI's taxonomy places the organism in Eukaryota, Metazoa, Arthropoda, Insecta, Diptera, Drosophilidae. The coding region runs from base 85 to 825 and encodes 246 amino acids.